CCUUUGAAUGCACGUGCGGUGCCGCCCCCGCACCGCGCUGGUAACGCCGCGUUCCGCCGAUGUUCCGGUACCGGCCGGGGGGGUCCGGAGCUCCGCUCUCCCCCCUCGGAUGGCGCGACCCCCGGGGUUGAUCCGGCUCGUUGUGCUGCUCCUCACCGCCGCCUCCUCCGCACCCCGACGGCGCUGCGGCCCCAUAGGUGAGUAUGGGGACACGGUGCUGGUCCGGCCCGGUGCCAACGUGACGCUGCUGUGGCGAGACCCGGAGCCCCCCAACGGCACCGUGCUGUGGUCCGGACGGGCGGGGGGCGCUGGGGGGGCCACGAUGCUGCUUGGCUGAAGGGGGCUGCGGCCGGAGAGCGGCCGGGCCGGUCCAGCUGUACACCUGGGGGGGCACACGGUGCGGACCGUGCGGCUGCUGGUGGAAGCAACCUCCGUGCCCUGCAGAGCCCUCCCGGCCCCCCCAGGUCUUACUGUUUUCCGACGUAGCCAUGACAAAGAUGUGGCUUGCGAGUGGAAGCCACGAGCAUCCCCGGCUCCAGGCACACGGGCUGUGCUGUGGGUGAAGCGCAGGUGAGUGGGAGAACGUGACAGAGCAGGCGGCUGCCAUUUCUACCCACGGGCGCAGAAGUUUGUCUGUAGGGUGAAGGUUCCGCCUGGUACCGAUGACACCAAAGCCCUCGUGGUGUCCGUCUGCAUCAGCAGCCGCGCAGGGAGCAGCACCGGGGAGGAUCGGGCCAACACCUCUAACCCCACAGUGAAGCCGGACCCCCCCCUUAACGUGACGGUGGAGGCAGUGGAUCAUUCCCCACAACGACUGCGGGUUCUUUGGAGUUACCCCCCCUCUUGGGACCCCCGAUUCUAUUGGUUGCGUUUCCAAGUGCGCUACCGCCCCGAGCCGGCCCCAACCUUCACCCAUGUGGACCAGGUGACACGGACCUGGUUGGAUAUAAGGGAUGCCUGGAGGGGGACGCGGCACGUGGUGCAGGUGAGGGCACAGGAGGAGUUUGGGCACGGAGCUUGGAGUGAAUGGAGCCAGGAGGCGGUGGGCACCCCCUGGACAGAGCCCUGGGAUGUCACUGAGAUGGGGCCCUACAGCUCGCAGUUCCCUGCUGAGGAUGAUCCCUAUGGCUACGGGGCCACGUUGCCACCCGAGCUCUUUGCUGAUGACGCUGCUGAUGGUGCUGGUGGGGCUGUGCUGGAGGCCACCGCCCGCUCCCCCACAUCCCCCUAUGCCCUCCUGGUGGCGGGGGGCAGCCUGCUGUUGGCCAUCGCCCUCUGCUUCGCCAUA
This is a messenger RNA of Coturnix japonica (Japanese quail), 1288 nucleotides long. The record is from RefSeq and is a predicted model, not a curated record. Lineage: Eukaryota; Metazoa; Chordata; Aves; Galliformes; Phasianidae.